Danio rerio (zebrafish) is the source of this 3000-nucleotide messenger RNA. The record is from RefSeq and is a predicted model, not a curated record. Lineage: Eukaryota; Metazoa; Chordata; Actinopteri; Cypriniformes; Danionidae.
UAUAUUUAUUUAUUUAUAGACACACCACCGGUGUUGUCUUGCACGAUCUCUCCAUCGGGUGGCGCUGUUCAGGCUCCUGCAAAUGGAGGGAUGAGUCUCAUCACAUGGUCCAUAUGCCUGGAGAAAGUGAGCGAUCAUCGCAGCCUCUGCAAACUCAAUCAGAGUAGGCGGCGUUGCGCGCUCCACAGCAGACGACCCGAGAGCCCGAGCCCGGCCGCGAUGCUCCUGCUGCCGCUGCGUGCGCUGGAGGAGAGCUGAGGAGCGCUGGAUCAUGCCGGAGAACAAGACUUGUCAGUGAGGAUGGCAGGGAUGCUGCGCGCCGCAUCAGUCUCUUUGGCUCUGUGAAACGCACGGUGCAGUGGACGAGCCCUUCGGCAGGACCUGUGUGUGUGUGUAUGUGUGUGUCUUGAGCUCAGGGGAAUGUUUUCAGAUCUCCCGAAGGUGCUGAUUCUGGGCGCCAUCGCAGCCGCCUCUGCCUUUGUGGUCACCAUCCUAAUCGUCCUGGUGUGUGUGGGGUGUCAGAGAAAAAGCAAGACCAAACAUGGCCAUGCCAAUGGAGCGAGUCAGAGAAUGGAAACGGCUGCUCUGCGGCAGUCCAAGCUGAACUCAAUGAGUAAAUCUGACACCCGCCUGCAUGACAUGCAAAGGCUGCCCUGCAAUGCCAACGGCGCUCCUAAGAGUCGUCCGGCCAGCAUGGACCUCCUCCUGCUCCAUACUCGACGCUCCAAUUCAGACCUGCGCCAAAGCUCAGGCCGCCAGCUGCCCCGUGUGCCCAACAAACCUGACAAUGAGGAACGUGAGCACACCUACUCAGAAGUUGGUCGCCGUGCAUCUCCUACAAGCCACCCGCCAGACGACGGACUCUACGAGAGCGUUGGGAUAAAAGGGGCGGGGCCUGAUAAAGCUCCCCCGCCUCCUGCCCCGACGUCAGCUGACACCGGCACUCUGCGCCUCACCCACAGCCCGACGGUCAAUGGGAACGGCAGAGGUGGAAGCAGAGGAGGUGUAAACGGCAUGAGUCAGGAUGCAGUGACGGCAGAGUACGCCUCCAUACGCAAGGUGAAAAAACUGGAGCGCGGCAGGAGGGAAGAAGUGCUGGAGGAUGGAGAAAAGGAGCAUCAGAGCGUGUCUAGCAGUGAGUCCUCCAGCAGCACCUUGCCAAGGAAAGCAAUGGAACCAUUUCACCUACCCAAUUUCCCUAAGGAGGCAGUGUUCAUGGGCAACGGCGAGCAGUACAUCUGGAAGCCCCCAGAAGAGGACGAGCUGCUGCUGCCUGCAGCUCCUCAGCUGGAGAAUGGACACAGUCUUCCCAGCGCUGCCGAGAUCUCUGACAUGUACUCUACCGUGUGUAAGACCCUGAAGAGGAAACACCAGCAGGGUCAAAGCCAGGAGGAGAACAGGCCGACAGUGCCAACCGCGUCCCAAGGGGAGGAUCAGGGGGCCACGGGAUGGCCUGCCGCUGGCGCUACGGGGGAAGAGUCGUGGGGGAGGAGUGCCACUCAGGAGGAGCACUGCUACGAACCUGUGGGUGAGAAAACAUGGCCUAGGGGGCUUGCAGUAGAGUCGGACCCAGCCUACGCCACCAUCGAUUCCCACCGGAAAAGAGAGAAGCUGGCCAGCAACACCUUAAAGGCCAAAAAGAAGGCUGCACCGAGUCCCGGCAGAGCUAUGACCUGCGAAAACUUUUACGAGACUAUUGGCGACGUGAAGCAGGGAGCAAAUGCAGCGAGCACCACCACUAUCUUUACCUUUAACGACGGCAUGGAAAUGUACGUUACUGGCCUAUAAAAAGCCAAUUGAAACACCUACAGAGGACAAACUGAAGUCCCCUUGUUUUCGACAAAGGAAAGAUACACAGCCUACAGCUGCCAAACACACACCAACCUACGUAAUCUGAUGACCAAUGUAUAUUUAUUGGAGAGCACAAUCAGUUGCAACACUCACACACACACACACACACACACACACACAGAAAACAGCAACAACCCUAAAUUGGCUGAAUCAGGCCUACAGUUGGGCAGUUUUUAAAAGGCCAGCUGAAUCCAGGGAUCUAAACUGUAUUUUUCACUAUGCUACAGCAGUCUCUACACUUCAUAAUGUGAUUUUAGAGUUUUUUAUUUUUUGUUUGCAUUUUUUAAAGUGAAAUAUCUAAACAGUUUUAAGCCAAGAUACAUUUGCUUGAGAAUUAAGUCAUUCAAAGUAAAAAUUACUUUUAUUUUGUAAUUCUCAUUGUCAGAAACAAGUUACUUUUCUGGUAACUUCACUCUAAAAACGUUGGGUUGUUGUUGAUAAACAGAACAUUGGGUUCGUUUUUUUCAAUCAAACCUAAAUUACACAUUUUACCCCAAUGGUUGUGUUUGUCCAUAUUUGACCUGAGUUCAUUGGUUCCCAUAUCAUAGAAAAAUGCUGGGUUAUUGUAACUUAAAACUGAAUAUGAAAAAAAUAUGGACAAACUCAUCCAUUAAUUAAAAUGUGAUUUAAAAACUUAACUCAGUUUGGCUUUGUCCAAAUUUGACCCAAUGUUGCGUUAUAACAAUCCAUCAUUUUUAUAGUGUUGUAUCUAAAUAUGUUAUUUGAUCUAAAAAAGUCAUCAUGAAAUCAAAUCUGACAAUUCUUACUUUAUUAUUUAUUUUUUAUAUAAGUUAUUCAUUUGUGCCAUUUUUUUUACGUUCAUACAUUAUAAAAAUGCUGUGUUGUUGUAACCCAACAUUGGGUCAAAUAUAGACGAACACAAUCACUAGUUUAAAAAAGUGUCAUUUAAAUUUAUUUGAAAAAUUAACCCAACAGAGAGCAUCAUGGUGGGUAGCAUGAUUGCCUCACGGCAAGAAGGUCGCUGGUUCGAGCUUUGGUUGGGUCAGUUGGCAUUUCUGUGUGGAGUUUGCAUGUUCUUCCCAUGUUGACGUGAGUUUCCUCCAAGAGCUCCAGUUUAUCCCACAAGUCCAAAGACAUGCGCUAUAGGUGAAUUGGGUAAGCUAUCUGGCUGUAGUGUGAAUGGGAGUG